Messenger RNA from Triticum turgidum subsp. durum (durum wheat), 450 nucleotides. Lineage: Eukaryota; Viridiplantae; Streptophyta; Magnoliopsida; Poales; Poaceae. The record is from the annotation of a GenBank genome assembly.
AUGCUCAAGUUCCUGUCCAGGGUGGUGGUGGAGUACCGCCCUCUGGACCCGCGCAAGGCAGCGGCCGUGGAGCUCCUCGUGCAGUGCAACGGCCGCAAGGCCAAGGACUCCAACCCCACCUGCUCCGUCGAGUUGCGGCGCCUGCCCUCCCCGGCCGCGGCCGAGGACCCCAAGGCCCAGCCGCCCUCGCGCGUCCUCGUCACCUACCUCAACGGCUCCGAGAAGGCCUUCGUCGCCGCCGACGGCGCCACUGCGCAGGGCAUGCGCGACCAGAUCCUCGCCCGCGGCCGCCUCCUCGAGACCGAGCAGCUCUUCCGCGAGGCCGGGGAGAAGUGGCCCGUCAUCAUCCCCGAGGAGGAGCUCGGCAUGUCAUUCCCCGGUAUCAAGAAAAUACACCGAUGGCAAUAUCAGUGGAUUUCUCGUGGACCAGGGAGAAAAAGGGUAGCAUGA